Messenger RNA from Neoarius graeffei (lesser salmon catfish), 9001 nucleotides. RefSeq lists its product as uncharacterized. Gene Ontology annotation, molecular function: nucleic acid binding. The transcript is spliced from 2 exons. Bases 495 to 6488 code for a protein of 1997 amino acids. The record is from RefSeq and is a predicted model, not a curated record. Gene Ontology annotation, biological process: DNA integration. NCBI's taxonomy places the organism in Eukaryota, Metazoa, Chordata, Actinopteri, Siluriformes, Ariidae.
UUUAAUGCACUUCUACUGAUUUCUGAUGUGGAAUUCGAAGGUUUGAACUGAAGUUAUUGUGGUGUAUAUUGCCACCUUGUGGAACUGGCAGGUAUCGUUUAAGAGCAAUGUGCUGCGUGCUUGCGUCAUCAACGUGCGACUACGAGUGAACAGAGCGGGAUGCUCACCUUUCCUUGGCUACGUUAAGAAGACCGUGUUAAUUCUUGUUCUUUAAGUUUCAAAGAUAGCUUUGAAGGCAUCGUCGUUUUACCCUACUUCGAUGAACCAUAAAGAAGAAAAGAAAUCGGAAAACUUUGUCUGUGUGGUUUUUAUCGGAGAGGCGUUAUCUGGCUGUUAACUCUGGCAAGGCGCUGGGGCUGGACAGCACAGUAAAACGACGUCUUCGGCGGGCUAAUCUUCGCGCUUGGAAGAACAAAGGACUUCGUGGGUUCUACGCAUCCAACGGAAUCACCACAGCACAACGUCUCAAGUAAGCACAACGGGAAAAGGUUAGGAUGUCCGUACAUGCUUCGAACUCAGGAUCUGUGAAAACGAGAUCUAAUGCCUCUUGUUCGUCUAAAAAGACUUCAAGUUCCUCUGCUAGCAAACUUGCUGUUGCCACAGCCCGCGCAGAAGCAGAGGCGGCAAAGACUGAAGCAGCAUUCGCUGCGCAAGAGAACGAACUGAAAUUAAAACAAGCAGAAUUGGAAAAUAAGCGUUUGGAAAUUACAUUGGAUAAAGUUCGACUUGAAAAACGAGCUGCAGCUACAGCAGCCAAAGCAGAUGUAUUAGAAGCAGCAGUGCAAGAGGAAUGUGAAUGUUUCAGUGACAUUGAUGUUCCGGCUGAUGACUCACGAGCCCGCACCAAUGACUAUGUGGAAGGGGUGAUUAAGAACACUCCAGCGGUGCAAACAGGCAGUGCUCCCGUGAGCAUCACAGAUGUUCAGGCACCUGAAUAUACACCUACUGUCACUUGUUACCACACUGUAGGCCCAAAUGGACUGCCCCCACAGCAGAGCCGUGCACAGCUCAAUGCACAGCACACCCAGACAACAAAUUCCCCCAUACAGCAAGGCAUUACAGAACAUUAUGUGCGACAACCACAGCCCCCUGACCGCACGCCUAUAAUGGCAGCUCACUCUGAGGCAGCACAUCAGCCUUUAGGAAGCCACUAUGGUGACACCGCUCAUCACAUGCCCACAAUGGCAUCUAAAUCCGAAAUGGCGCACCAGCCCUUAGGAAAUGGCUACAGUAAUGCUGCACACAGCAAAUCAGUAGGCAAUCCCUCCUCACAUGCAAGCGCUGCCCACCAGCACCACGACCCUGUGUACGCUCAGUUUAAUGAAAAUAGUGGAAUGUCAGACUUUGUGAGAUUCAUGGCCAGACGCAAGCUCAUUUCCACUGGGCUUACGCAAUUCAACGACCGCCCUGAGUGCUUCAGAGCAUGGAGAGCUUCCUUCAUGAACUCUAUUAGAGACCUUAACCUGUCAGCUAGCGAGCAGCUGGACCUACUGGUUAAAUGGUUAGGCAAAGACUCGGCUGAACAUGCUAGGCGCAUAAGAACUGUGUAUGUGAAUUAUCCAGAGUCUGGGCUUAAGGCUGUAUGGAAUCGCCUAUAUGAGUAUUACGGCGCACCAGAGGUGAUUGAGAGCGCUCUGCUCAAAAGAUUAGAGGACUUUCCCAAAAUACAGAACAAAGAUGGGCGAAAACUCAGAGAACUGAGCGACCUACUGAUGGAGAUACAGGCCGCCAAAGCUGAUGGGGAACUGUUUGGCCUUAGCUAUCUAGACACGCCCCGUGGAGUUAGCCCAAUUGUGCAGAAACUGCCAUUUUACUUGCAAGAAAGGUGGCUCACACAAGGUUUCAACUACAAGGAGCAAGUCAGGGCCCCCUAUCCCCCAUUUAGCUUCUUUGCCCACUUUGUGUGUCAGCAGGCGAAGAUGCGCAACGACCCCAGCUUCAUGCUGGCUGCCCCCAACAAUGAACAGCCAGGCCAUGGCAAGCCUGCACCUAAGUUGGAGACUAAGAGAGCAGUAGCCGUUCUCAAGACUGCAGUGAACCCCAGUGACACUCUCACAUCCUUUUUUGAGUCGCCCACUACAGACAAGCCUGCCAGUAGAGUGGACCCAGCCAAACAUUGCCUGCUGCACAACAAGCCCCACCCGCUACACAAGUGCCGCGGGUUCAGAGACAAGCCUAUAGAGGAGAGAAAGGCACUCUUGAAAAAAUAUGGAGUGUGCUACAAAUGCUGCAAGGCCAUACACUUGGCAAAGAACUGUAAAGACGAGGCGAGCUGCACAGAGUGUGGAAGCAGCAUGCAUAUCGCAGCGCUGCACCCUGGGCCAGCUCCGAAAGCCAACAGCCCUGCGGACCCUGCACCGGAGAAUGGCGGGGAGACCACCGUCUCAACUUCGUGCACCAAGGUAUGUGGGGAAGGCGUCCCAGGGCGCUCCUGUUCGAAAAUAUGCCUAGUGAAGGUAUACUCUGCCACUCGCCCAGAUGCCGCAGUCCGCAUGUAUGCCAUAUUGGAUGAACAAAGUAACCGUUCGCUGGUGCGGUCUGAGUUCUUCACUGUUUUCAAUGUCUCAGGGCAUCCCUCUCCGUACUCCCUGAAAACAUGUGCAGGAACAAUAGAGACUGAAGGCAGACAAGCACGCGACUUUGUCGUAGAACCACUAGAUGGCAGCGUGGCUCUCCCACUGCCACCACUGAUCGAAUGUAAUGAAAUCCCAAACAAUCGCACAGAGAUUCCCACACCGGAGGUAGCCUCCAGCCACGAUCACUUGAAACACCUGUCGAAACACAUCCCAAACCUCGAUCCACAGGCACACAUCUUGCUCCUAUUAGGCAGAGAUGUAAUCAGAGCCCAUAAGGUUCGAAGACAAGUAAACGGCCCACAUAACGCACCCUACGCCCAAAAGCUGGACCUGGGCUGGGUGAUCGUGGGUGACGUGUGCAUAGGAGACAUGCACAAGCCCUCUCUUGUCCAUUCUUACUACACGAAUGUGCUGAGAAACGGGCGCCCCUCUCUCUUUCAGCCAUGCCCGAACAGCUACACGGUGAAGGAGAGAUACAGCGACACUGAACCCCCCUCACACUCCCUCCUGCACAGGAGCAGUCACGCUAGGGCCACGCAGAGCGCUUUAGACAGUGACGAGUUUCAAACAACCAAGGACGAUGAGGCCGAGGCACCCUCCAUAGAGGACUUGCAGUUCCUGAGCAUCAUGGACCAGGGAGUCUACAAGGACAAGGGAAACAGCUGGGUGGCCCCCCUGCCCUUCAGAGUGCAGCGACCGCAGCUGCCAGGCAAUCGUGCUCAAGCACAAGACCGCCUCAACUCACUUCAGCGCUCUUUCCAAAGAAAGCCUGAAAUGAAAGAACAAUUUGUCGCAUUCAUGGAGAAAAUACUACAGAAUGGACACGCUGAAUUGGCCCCCCCACCGAAACCUGGCGAGGAGCACUGGUACCUCCCGUGCUUCGGGGUUUAUCAUCCAAAAAAGCCCUCACAGAUAAGAGUAGUGUUCGACUCUAGUGCACAGCACAAAGGACUGUCUCUAAACCAAGUGCUCUUAACCGGACCAGACCUUAACAAUAGUCUCGUCGGUGUCCUUCUCCGUUUCAGGAAAGAACGAAUUGCCUUCUCCGUGGACAUACAGCAGAUGUUCCACUGUUUUAAGGUCAAGCCUGGGCAUCGAAAUUUCCUCAGGUUCCUCUGGUUCGCAGACAAUGACCCAGACAAAGAGAUUACAGAGUACCACAUGAACGUACAUGUGUUUGGAAACAGUCCCUCCCCUGCCGUGGCGAUUUACUGCCUCAGACGCGCAGCUCAGGAAGGCCAGAGCGAGUACGGGGAUGAUGCACAGCAGUUCGUAAGCAGAGACUUUUAUGUAGAUGACGGGCUGAAGUCCCUUCCUACAGCCGAUGAAGUGAUCAGUCUGCUCAAAAGAGCACAGAGAAUGCUGGCCUGCUCUAAUCUCAGACUACACAAGUUGGCCUCGAACAGCAAAGAGGUCAUGGAGGCCUUUCCAUGCGAGGACCGGGCCACAGAUCUAAAAGACCUCGAUCUGGCUGCUGAUGACCUACCAGUGCAGAGGAGCCUCGGGCUACACUGGGACCUGGAAUCAGACUGUUUCACUUACUGUGUGGAGGACGAGAGAAAGCCAUUCACCCGACGUGGAGUCCUCUCUACAGUGAACAGCCUGUACGACCCCCUUGGAUUUGUGUCUCCAGUGACAAUUCAAGGAAAGGCACUCCUACGCGAACUCGCCACCGACUCACCUGACUGGGACGCCCCACUGCCCACUGAAAAGGAGAAGCUGUGGGACGACUGGAGAGAUUCUCUCCAAGAACUACAAAGACUAAGAAUCCCCAGAGCCUACACUUGUGUGUCCAUGUCCUCAGCCGAACGAGUGGAGCUUUGCGUCUUUUCGGACGCAUCCGAAAAGGCAGUCGCUGCAGUUGCAUACCUAAAAACUGUAGAGGCAGAUGGCCGAUGCCACACAGGACUGAUUUCAAGCAAGGUGAGACUCGCACCUCGCCCAGAACACACAAUACCCCGCUUAGAGCUAUGCGGAGCAGUCAUGGCAGUGAACCUGGCAGAAACCAUCAUGUCUGAAAUUGACAUCUCGUUUGAUGCAGUCACAUUUUAUACAGACAGCAGGAUUGUACUCGGCUACAUCUCAAAUGAGAAAAGGAGGUUCUACGUGUACAUCAGCAACCGAAUCCAGCGGAUCAGACGAAGCACCCUACCACAACAGUGGAGAUACGUGCACACAGAACACAAUCCUGCAGACAUUGCCACACGGUCAAUCCCUGCAGGCCGGCUGAAAGACACUAUGUGGUUCACUGGGCCAGCCUUUUUGUGUCAGCCUGACGACACGCCUGCUGAACAGACUUUUGAACUCUUAGACCCAGAACACGAUCCUGAAAUCAGGCCACAAGUGACCACACUCUCAACCACAGUGCUCCCUCACCUUGGCUCACAGCGCUUCAGCCGCUUCUCACGCUGGAGUUCGCUCACAAGAGCCAUUGGGGCACUAAUCCACAUCAUUCAGUGUUUCAAAAGAGACCGCAAUGAAGGACAGUGUCAGAAAUGGCAUCUUUGUGGCUCACCUGUGGCAGUGAAUGUUCUUAAUCAGAGUGCAGCGGUCAUCAUUAGGGCCGUACAACAGGAAGCCUUUGAGAAAGAACUGCAGUGUGUCACAUCUGGAGCGAACAUCCCAAAGAGCAGCCCACUCUGGUCCCUCGACCCCUUUCUUGAUCAAGAAGGCCUGCUGAGAGUGGGGGGACGUAUUGCUGCUGCUGACUUGGGGUCUGACGAAAAGAGACCUCUGAUCUUGCCUGGGCGCCACCAUGUAGCUACCCUCAUCGUGCGCCACUUUCACGAACAGGCACAUCAUCAGGGGCGCCAUUUCACUGAGGGCGCUAUCCGAUCUGCAGGCUACUGGAUACUGGGGGGCAAGAGGUGCAUCAACAGAGUGAUCUUCGAAUGCGUCGUCUGCCGCAAACUUAGAGGAAAAUGUCAAGUGCAAAAGAUGGCUGACCUGCCGCCAGACAGACUCAGCGCUGAACCGCCCUUCACCAACGUCGGGAUGGACGUAUUCGGGCCAUGGGCUGUCGCUGCACGGCGCACAAGGGGAGGAUACGCCGAAAGUAAGAGGUGGGCUGUUCUCUUCACUUGCUUAUCUGUCAGAGCCAUACACAUCGAAGUUAUCGAGUCCAUGGACUCGUCAAGCCUCAUUAAUGCACUCAGAAGGUUCCAGGCUAUCCGGGGCCCAGUAAAACAUUUGCGCUCUGACAGGGGGACAAAUUUCAUUGGGGCUUCCACAGACCUAGAAAUCCCCUCCAAUGCUGAUGAGAAAGCAGUAGAGAGAUUCCUCUCUGACCAGGGCACCACAUGGACUUUUAACCCCCCGCACUCCUCGCAUAUGGGAGGUGUUUGGGAAAGAAUGAUUGGUGUCACACGCCGCAUCUUAGAUUCCAUGCUCAUGCAAAUGGGAUCCGCCAAACUCACGCACGAGGUGCUCACGACCUUCUUAGCCGAGGUCACCGCAAUUGUGAACAAUCGUCCACUUGUACCUGUGUCCACCGACCCGACAGAUCCAUUCAUCCUCACACCCGCAUCACUGCUGACCCAGAAGGUAGGCCCUUGCCCACCUCCGCCUGGGAAUUUCGACCAGAAGGACUUAUACAAGCAACAGUGGCGCAGAGUCCAAAGCCUGUCUAACACGUUCUGGGACAGGUGGCGCAAGCAGUACUUGACUACACUGCAACCCCGCAAGAAGUGGUCAUCGGACCAGCCAAACCUCACAGAGGGAAGCGUAGUGCUGCUGAAGGACAUUCAAUGCAAGAGGAACGACUGGCCUCUCGCCAUCAUCACAGCCGUGUACCCCAGCAAAGAUGGACGGGUACGCAAGGUCCAGCUGAGAGUCGCCAAGAAGGACGGGACUAAACUUCUUCUUAGGCCUGUGCACGAACUGGUCUUCCUAAUCACUCCUGAUAAACAGUGAGCGACGUCUCAACCAUCGUCAUGUGACGUAUCCUUUACAAUACAAUGUGAUGUUGAAAGAAUGUUUAUGUAAAAAAGAAUAAGGAAUGCACUAUGUCGAUUGAAUGUAUAAAUUGUUUAAUGAGUUCAUUACGAUUUCAGGAAAGGACAUUUACAAAGAAAAAAAAAAGGAAUAAGAAGAGUGAAACCCCCUGGGUAUCAGGCGGGGAGUGUUCUGUUUAAUGCACUUCUACUGAUUUCUGAUGUGGAAUUCGAAGGUUUGAACUGAAGUUAUUGUGGUGUAUAUUGCCACCUUGUGGAACUGGCAGGUAUCGUUUAAGAGCAAUGUGCUGCGUGCUUGCGUCAUCAACGUGCGACUACGAGUGAACAGAGCGGGAUGCUCACCUUUCCUUGGCUACGUUAAGAAGACCGUGUUAAUUCUUGUUCUUUAAGUUUCAAAGAUAGCUUUGAAGGCAUCGUCGGUAAGUUUAUAUAGUUGUGACAUUGUGUUAUUAAGCAGAAAGGUCAAAUACAAACGUGUUCUUUGAAUUAUACAUUUUAUUUGCGAAAUGUUACCGCGAACGCAUCACUUGUAAGGAGUCAAGCCAGUUGUUACCAAUGAUGUAAAUUUAUCUUUUUACCGUCACUAGUUGUUACCCAAUUCUAAAUGAGUUGUAUCCUGUGAUUUUCAUUCAGUUUUACCCUACUUCGAUGAACCAUAAAGAAGAAAAGAAAUCGGAAAACUUUGUCUGUGUGGUUUUUAUCGGAGAGGCGUUAUCUGGCUGUUAACUCUGGCAAGGCGCUGGGGCUGGACAGCACACCAACUUCUUCAUGGGGGUGCCAAUUUUCCAUCAAUUCUGUUCCUGCUAUGUGCAGCUGACGUUAGUGCCGGAUUGGAAAGCAACAAACCUAAUGCAGUGUCACGCUCUGGCUCCACCUACACAAAACUGCACCAUGUAAUGAAUCGGGAGAGGGGUGAAAUAUAAAGACGAUCUAUUCUAAUAAUUUUGCGGAAAAUGGAAACCCAAACCAGAAGGUUGUUGUAUUUGCUCAUUUUAAGAGACAAAAUUAUUAAAAAUAUUGUUAUUAAAUUAACUUACACAUGGUAAUAAUAUUGUCUUCUGCGGGCCCCUUGUCUAAAAUUGGUUAAAAAAAAAGAUUUAGAUAGCUUGACUUAAGAUGUAAAGGGAAUAAUGCCAUUAGCACUUUUAAGAUCACCCUUUUAAGAUACUUGUUUCCCUUUAUGAUCAACUAACAUUACUAACCAAGCAUGCAACUCAUUCCAUCCUGUUUCUGUGGGUGGUUUUCUAGUUGCACAAUAGGAGACAGGAAAGCACUCCAGAGGGUUGUCCCUACGGCCCAGAAGCUCAUUGGCUGCCCUCUCCCCUCUCUAGAGGAUUUGUACAGUUCUUGCAGUAUAAAAAAAGCACAAAACAUCCUCAGGGACCCAUCUCACCCCGGACACACUGUGUUUGAACUGCUGCCUUCAGGCAGAUGUUACAGAUCAUUAACAGCCAGGACAAACAGGAUUAGGAACAGUUUCUAUGCCAGUGCCAUAAGGGCAUUAAAUAAAGUAAACCUGUACAUUCAAUAAUACAAAUAUGAUACAAUAUGGGAUCGUGCAAUGCCCUCCACACCACAGGAUGUGAAUGUUUGCGAGUGAUGACUGCUGUUUUAAAUAACUUUUUAAAUUAUUUAUAUAUAUUAUUAGUUUAUCUUGUAGGGGCGGCACAGUGGUGUAGUGGUUAGCGCUGUUGCUUCACAGCAAGAAGGUCCUGGGUUCGAGCCCCGUGGCCGGCGAGGGCCUUUCUGUGCGGAGUUUGCAUGUUCUCUGCGUGGGUUUCCUCCGGAUGCUCUGGUUUCCCCCAUAGUCCAAAGACAUGCAGGUUAGGUUAACUGGUGAUUCUAAAUUGAGUGUGAAUGGUUGUCUGUGUCUAUAUGUCAGCCCUGUGGUGACCUGGCAACUUGUCCAGGGUGUACCCUGCCUUUCACCUGUAGUCAGUUGGGAUGGGCCCCAGCUUGCCUGCGACCCUGUAGAACAGGAUAAAGUGGCGAGAGAUGAUAUGAGUUUAUCUUGCAUUAUUUUCAUAGGUUUUUCUAGAUGCACUUUUUUUUUUACACCAAGGAUUGCAUUUAAUUUCAUUAUAUUUAUUUACAAUGACAAUCAAGAUAUUCUAAUUCUAAUUCAAAUGUUAGUAUCUAUAGCUAAUACAUACACAGUUCUCACAACACACUGUGUUAGUAUGAUGACAUGACAUAUGCUGAAUUAUGCACAACAAAGCCCAUAAGUAACUUUAAAACUGUAUGUAGAGUUUAUGCAGUGGUUAUUGAGCUCAUUCGGGGCUGUUGAACAUUGAGAUACUAAAUAUUUGAGGUUGAGGGGAUUUAUUCUCUGCCAUUUGACCUCUUUGUAUGUUUAGAUGUUUUACCAUUGUUCACAUUUAUAUUUGUUAUUGUUCAAGUCUUUAUUUAAUAAGUUGAUGAAUGUUGAGUUUUGCUCUGGAUUGCUGAUUACUGUUUUUACUGUUUUCUAUU